Messenger RNA from Myxocyprinus asiaticus (Chinese sucker), 8449 nucleotides. Its product is annotated as probable phospholipid-transporting ATPase IM. Gene Ontology annotation, biological process: Golgi organization; phospholipid translocation. The record is from RefSeq and is a predicted model, not a curated record. Lineage: Eukaryota; Metazoa; Chordata; Actinopteri; Cypriniformes; Catostomidae. Gene Ontology annotation, molecular function: ATP binding; magnesium ion binding; ATPase-coupled intramembrane lipid carrier activity. Bases 3363 to 6983 code for a protein of 1206 amino acids. The transcript is spliced from 28 exons. Gene Ontology annotation, cellular component: plasma membrane.
CCACAUGUGUAAUGAAGCACGUAAUUUCAAUUUUGCAAAAACUUUGCAAUGCUCAAGUAAAUUUCAUGAGACCUGGCUGCUUAUCUUCAGCUAAAAAAGAGGUUCUGCUUCAGGGUGGGUUUCGUAGAGAUUAGUAGUAAGCAAUUAUUUUGUCUCGGCCGAUUAAUUGGCUGACAUGAGUGCAUUUUCAGGUUAUCAACAUCAGCUGAAAACUCUCCUAGUGCAUUAGUGCUGGAUGAGUGCUUGUGUUUAUUUGUGUGUUCUGCUUGGAAAGCACCGGUUAAAGACAACAUUCCUUCACUAACCAUUUAAUCCGAAUACUACAGGAAAAGUUAUGUCUCACAGCAUGAGCCGUCUGCUCUCUGUGCUGUCCUGAUUCAUAAUUAUAGAGCCAGUAACUCUAUCAGCCCUCCUGCAGCUCUGUGGAUGAGUUUUGCAUGUCUGAGGGACACUUCCCUAAACACAAACCUAAAGCUUCAAAGAGAGAAUACUUCCUUUCCUGUUAGUUCCUGUCUUGUAAUCUUGUUCAUGACAUGAUGUUUUCAUCACUAAAAAGGAACAUGUGGUUUACCAAAUUUGGAAAAAUUAGACUAGCUUUUAUUUAGGUUAAACUUUAAGUAUGCAUCUUCAGUUUGGAGUGGCAGAGUAGACAGUUACUGCAUUUCUGAAGAAUCUUGAAGUUAAUGCAUGUUUCAUACUGUCCUGAGGGGUAAGUGAAAAUCUGCUCGCAUUCUGUUCCAUUCAGAAUUCCAAACUGAUCCAUUAGAGACUUAUAAUACAGACUUAUGUAUAAAAAAAAUUAAUAAAAAAUACAUUAAAAAAAGUCAAAUUGUUGUGAAAUACAUGGGUGUUUGUUUUGUGUAUGUGAAAAUUCAUUGUUUCCGUUGUUUUCCUAGUUUUUUGUUUGUUUGUUUGUUUGUUUGUUUGUUUGUGCUUGCUUUUGCUUAUCUUUUUAAGCUUUCCCAUUCCGGGUCUAGACUACAAGUACACGCUUGUUUUUGUGAGCACUUACUUCUUUUGUAAGAGCUGUCAGCAGUUAAUCAAAAUGUUGACAAUCACAAUGCUUUCCCCAUUCUCUCACAGUUUACCAGACUUGAGUUUGAGUUGCAACAUUUACAGUCCUAGAAAGUUUAAAAUACUCCCCAGGGCCCUGUAGAUUAUCUGAAGUGGUGUGUAGAUAGAACAAUAGUGACCAGAGCAUGCCAGCACACACAAGCAUGUAAAGUAUUCUGAGACACCACACCGAGCUCAGCAGCAUUGCCUAAAUGCCUAUACCUCCCUAAACAUGAUCAAAGAUGCAGGAUUUCCCUCAGUUGUCCCUCAUAUUUCUCAUUCUGUAUUCACUCAGAUAACAGUCUCACACACAUACUGUAUUGUACACACGUCCCUUUGGGUUUUGACAGAUUGGAGUUAUCAUCAUGUUACUCAAGAACAUGGGACAGACAAAAAGGUUCAAACAGUUGUUUGGCUUUGUGUCAAAAGGAAAGAUGGAAAACAGAAAGAUAUACAAUAGCCCUUCUGAAAACUUAUACACACAUGUGCCAGUCGUUUUCACUCCUAGACUCCAGACAGUGUUUGGAAAAUAGCCAGGCAUUUUUCCCUCUAAACAGAGGAAAUAAGAGUAUUGAAUCUUGAGUAUAUUAGAGGUGCUACCUCUGAAACAUCUGUGAUUUGUUAGAAUGAAAGAGUUGAGGGAUGUGAUAGUAAUAUUUUUUUUAAUAAUUUAUUUGUUAGGUCAAUAUCAGAACCUUUCAAAAUGGUGUUAAAAGUGUAUACAUGUGUUAGUGAGUGAAAGAGAGAAUGGGUUUUUUUAAGUGAUUAGUAAACCUGAAAGUUUUGCCUGUUUUCAGAAUGCAUGCACAUCAUAUACGUAUAGUGCCUAUAGUUUUUGUAAUGUGAAUUUGUUUGUGUGUGUGUAUGUAUAAAGUGACUAUUGUUGUUUCACAGUGAGGUUACAGUUUAAACAUACUUUGGUGGCAGUGCAAAAGACAUUGUUUAGGCAUGUCUGUUUUAAGCAUGCACUUCAAAACAUUUGCAUAUGUGGUUUCUUUGUGUGUGUGUGUGUGUGUGUGUGUGUGUGUGUUGUGUGUGUGUGUGGUUAGUUUUUGAGAAUUUUGCCCCCCAGAAUCUCCCAUAUUUGUCACUGUGGUUAUGAUUGAACUCACGUCUCUUUUUCCCCAAUCGCUAUCUCGGUUCAUUCAUUCAGUAGCUCCUUUUUUUCUCCUGUUCUGCAUAUCUAGCUCUCCAUGCAUCUUAAGACCUCAUUUGACACUUAAUUAACUAUGAAGUUUGCGCAUAUGGUUUAAAUGAUUUUUCUGUCUCAGAACAUGUGGUGAUUUUUUUUUAUGCUUCAGUGCUGAAAUCAUCACUCACUUUUUUGAAGUUCUUAUGCCAAACUCCAUACAACAAUUUAUUUUGCAGUUAUUGAACAAAUAAUGUAUUUGUUGAUCAUACUGUUUACAAUGAUAUUUAGAAUCCAAUGUAAUAUCCAGUAUUACAAUGUUAUUACUUAUGUUUAAAAAAAACAAAGAUGUUAAAGGAAUAGUUCACCCAAAAAUUAAAAUCCUGUCAUCAUUUAUUCAGCUUCAUUUAGUGUCAAACACAUAUUAUUUUCCUUCUUCCACGCAACACAAAAGGAGAUAUCUUGCAUAAUGUCAAAGCUGCUGUUUUCCACACAAUGAGACCAUACAGUGACCAGAGGCUGUCAAGCAUCAAAAAGGACAAAAAAAGUGCCAUAAAUAUAGUAACUUGUGCAUUGUAUUCCAAGGCUUGUUAAGCCAUACAAUGGUCUUACGUGAGGAACAGACCAAAAUGUUAAAUGUUUUUCAAUGAUAAUCUUCCCCUCUACCAUAGCACUCAAAUCAUCAUGGAAUUGGGUAGAUCAAAUGUUAGCACAUUCAGCCAUCUACAGUAUAAGUAUGUAUGGACUAUUUUAAUGGAGCUUCGUCAUUAUCCAAAAUAUCUACUUUUGUGUUCCAUUGAAGAAGCUAUUUAUUUAUGUGUGAACUAUCCCUUUAAGUUUUCAAAUUGAACCUAAGUAGGACAUGUAACCCCUUAAAUAUUUAUUCUUGGUUUUCAUUCGACUUGUUAUUUUUCAGUGAUGUGGACAAGCUUACCAAGCUGCGGCCGCAGUGGAAAACAGCACGUCCAGAGGUGCCACUAGCAUGUGUGUUUCACGCAUGCUUCUGAUGCAGCGUGCAUUUUCAAAACGCACAUUCUUAAACACACAUGUGGUUUCUAUAGUUAACUCUGCUAAAGUCACUCUGGAAUCCUAUCCAAUGGGCGGGUUUCAUAAAUGCUCUUUCCUAAACUUGGAAUCUCUGAAUAGAAAUCAUGAUUAAUCUUUGAGAAAAAAGGAAGCUAUGCCAUUCUUUGGCUUAGACUGUACGCGGAGGAAAGAGAAAGAAGUGGAGAGGAAAAUCAGAGCAAACGACAGAGAAUAUAACUUAUCCUUCAAAUAUGCUACCAAUGCCAUCAAGACCUCCAAAUACAACCUCUUCACCUUUCUGCCCCUCAACUUGUUUGAGCAGUUCCAGAGGAUCGCCAAUGCCUACUUCCUCUUCCUGCUCAUACUACAGGUUAUUCCUGCUAUUUCAUCUCUGUCGUGGUUCACCACUGUUGUCCCUCUGGUGUUGGUACUGUCAGUGACUGCAGCCAAAGAUGCCAUUGAUGAUAUUAAUCGCCACAGAAGUGACAGGCAAGUGAAUAACCGUAAGGUGGACAUGCUCAUCAAUGGAAAACUGAUAAGCGAGAAAUGGAUGAAUGUGCAAGUGGGUGAUAUCAUCAAGUUAGAGAACAAUGAGUUUGUAACAGCAGAUCUGCUACUGUUGUCCAGCAGUGAACCUCUCAACUUGGUCUAUAUUGAGACUGCAGAGCUGGAUGGAGAAACCAACCUGAAGGUGAAACAGUCUCUGACUGUAACAGGAGACAUGGGAGAAAAUUUAGAGGCUUUGGCUGCAUUCAAUGGGGAGGUGUGUUGUGAGCCUCCUAAUAAUCGUCUGGAUCGCUUUACGGGCACGCUGACUUCGGGCACGCAGAAACACUCGUUGGACAAUGAACGAAUUCUGCUGAGGGGCUGCACACUCAGAAACACAGACUGGUGCUUUGGCAUGGUGCUGUUUGCAGGCCCUGAGACCAAGUUGAUGCAAAACUGUGGAAAAAGCAUUUUUAAGAGGACCAGCAUUGAUCGGCUCAUGAAUGUACUGGUGCUCUUUAUUUUUGGUCUCCUUGCUCUGAUGUGCAUUAUUCUGGCUGUGGGGCAUGGGAUCUGGGAAUACCAAGAGGGAUCAAAGUUCACUGCAUUUCUUCCAAGGGAAGAGAGCAUUGCAUUUUCAGCAUUCCUCACGUUCUGGUCCUACAUUAUAAUCCUCAACACUGUGGUGCCCAUCUCACUUUAUGUCAGUAUGGAGGUGAUUCGUUUAGGCAACAGUUACUACAUCAACUGGGACAGGAACAUGUAUCAUGCGCGAACUAACACACCUGCUGAAGCUCGUACCACAACACUUAACGAAGAGCUUGGACAGAUCAAGUACAUCUUCUCAGACAAGACUGGCACCCUAACACAGAACAUCAUGACCUUCAACAAGUGCUCCAUCAAUGGGAAAUCUUACGGAGAUGUUAUUGACUGCUGCAGUGGACAGAGACUGGAGAUCACAGAGGAUAUGACACCAGUGGAUUUCUCCUUUAACUGGCUUGCGGACCCAAAGUUCCUCUUCUAUGAUCACAGUCUGGUAGAGGCUGUAAAUUUGGAGCUUCCAGAGGUUCAUGCUUUCUUUAGGUUACUCGCUCUCUGUCACACUGUCAUGGCAGAGGAGAAAAAGGAGGGUGACCUGGUGUACCAGGCCCAAUCUCCUGAUGAGGGCGCACUGGUCACAGCUGCACGUAAUUUUGGCUUUGUAUUUCGCUCGCGGAGCCCUGAGACAGUGACGAUAGAAGAGAUGGGGAUUCAGAGGAGCUAUGAGCUGCUGGCCAUCCUGGACUUUAACAACGUGCGCAAAAGGAUGUCUGUGAUUGUUCGUAAUCCAGAGGGCAAGCUCUCCCUGUACUGUAAAGGAGCAGACACCAUCAUAUAUGAGAGACUGCAUCCCUCCUGUAGCAAACUGAAGGAAGUCACCACAGAUCACCUCAAUGAAUUUGCUGGGGAAGGGUUGAGGACUCUUGUUUUAGCCUAUAAGGAUCUGGAUGAGGAGUAUUUUGCAGAGUGGAAACAGCGCCACCAUGAGGCCAGUGUUGCACUGGAUGACCGGGAGGAGAAUCUAGACAAGCUUUAUGAAGAGAUAGAGAAAGACAUGCUGUUGAUUGGGGCUACAGCCAUAGAGGAUAAACUUCAGGAUGGAGUUGCUCAUACCAUUGAGCUGCUGGCCAAAGCAGAAAUCAUGAUCUGGGUGCUCACUGGGGACAAACAAGAGACAGCUGAGAACAUUGGAUACUCCUGUAACCUACUAAGGGAGGAAAUGAACGAAGUGUUUAUAAUUGCAGCUAACUCACCUGAGGAAGUCAGACAGGAGCUGAGGGAUGCCCAUCUAAAGAUGUGCCCUGCUACCGAACAAGAUAAAUUCCUUAUUCCUGAGACUAUACUGGGUAAUACUCCUAAAGUGGUGCAGGAUGAAAAUGUGAGCGGAGAAUAUGGACUGGUGAUAAAUGGACAAAGCCUGGCGUUUGCUCUAGAGAGCAGCAUGGAGCUGGAGUUUUUGAGGACAGCGUGCAUGUGUAAAACGGUUAUAUGCUGUCGGGUGACUCCUCUGCAGAAAGCUCAGGUUGUGGAGCUGGUCAAGAAAUAUAAGAAAGCAGUCACUCUAGCCAUCGGAGAUGGAGCUAAUGAUGUGAGCAUGAUUAAAGCAGCUCAUAUAGGUGUCGGCAUCAGUGGUCAGGAGGGGAUGCAGGCAGUGCUGUCCAGUGAUUUCUCAUUUGCACAGUUCCGUUUCCUGCAACGCCUCCUGCUGGUGCACGGACGCUGGUCGUACCUGCGCAUGUGCAAGUUCCUGCGUUACUUCUUCUAUAAGAACUUCACCUUUACCUUUGUGCACUUCUGGUAUGCUUUUUUCUGCGGUUUUUCCGCUCAGACAGUAUAUGAUGAGGGCUUCAUCACUCUGUAUAACUUGGUAUACACAGCACUGCCUGUUUUGGGAAUGAGCCUGUUUGACCAGGAUGUGAAUGCCGGCUGGAGUCUUGAGUUCCCUCAGCUGUAUGUGCCGGGGCAGUUGAGGAUGUACUUCAGUAAAGGUGCUUUCAUGAUGUGCGCACUUCACAGCUGUUACAGCUCUCUAGUGCUCUUCUUCAUACCUUACGCUGCCACAUACGAUACGGCGAGAGACAACGGGAGAGAUGGUGCAGAUUAUCAGUCAUUUGCACUGAUAACUCAAACCUGCCUCACUGUCACUGUGUGUGUACAGCUGGGACUGGACCUCUCGUAUUGGACUGUUGUUAACCAUCUCUUUGUUUGGGGAAGUUUGGGAAUGUUUUUCAUUUUGACCUUCACCAUGUAUACCGAUGGACUGUUCCGGUUACAUCCACCUUCUUUUGCAUUCAUAGGCACUGCCCGGAAUUGCCUCAACCAGUCUAACGUAUGGCUGACUGUUACCUUGACAACUGUACUGUGUGUGCUGCCUGUGGUUGCUCAGCGGUUCCUCCACAGUCAGACCUCUCCUACCAUCAACGACAAGGUGAGGUAUAAAGUUCGUCAGAUGAAGGAGCCUGCUCCACGUCCACGGCACGCUAAGCUCAGCCGCAGGAGCACGCGUCGCUCUGGUUACGCCUUCUCUCACGCCCAAGGCUAUGGUGACCUCGUGACGUCUCGCAGGUUCCUUCGGCGACCUGCACCUGCCCGCUCCACGGGCUUCACUCCAACUGGGCGAUCUCCUGGGUUCAAGCCAAUGGGUCGGUCUGCAGGGUACAGUCCAGUCGGGCAAGAACAGAACCACAAACAGAAAGUAGAACCCACGUCACUGCAGAUGUUCCGUGCUGUUAAAGACCCUUCCUUUUGAGGAUGGAAUUCGGGGAGCUUUUGAAGCAGAACUAGAACCAGAACUUUAAAAGUCGUUUACAGGGUUUGAACUCUUGGGGACAAUUUUACUGCUACUGCCCCUGCAGAAAUGACAAGCUGAGACCUGCAUGAAUUUCCAGGCUGGUUUUGUGCUGGUUUGGUGAUAGAUAAUCUGGCGGAACACAGCCAUCCUGUUUAACAGCAAAACUUAGCUGGUUGGCCAAGGAAGUCUUGCUGGUUAAGGUAGUUGAGACCAAAAACAUACUUUUGGUUAUCAGCUAUGCUGGUCCUUUCAUCAGGGGUGUUAUGUAAUGUUGAUAUGUAUUUAAAUGUAUUUACAUGCACACUAAGAACAAUAGACUUGAUUUCUAAAUGUACGAAGUAUUGUUAGGGACUGUGCACAGACACUUCUGUCGAUCUGUCCCAGAAACACACUGAAAAUGCACAUGUGGUUUACAGCAAGGACGAACUGGCAGAAGUAUUCUUCAUACUUCUCUACUGUCUUCACUAACAUGGGAGCAACAGACAUAAACUAUAAGAGGACAGAAAUUGUCAAAGCAGAGCACAGUGAUGUCAUAGAGGAAGUCGAAACAGUGAAAGGCGUGAUAUAGUCUGUUCAGUUCAAAACCAUCUAAUCACCAUUUCUUGUUCGCUUCCUCUUCCAGGUACUACAGCAUGUUCACUAACACCCUCUGAAUGCUGGGUUCAUUCUACAACACACCCUACAUUUUAGUAAUUUAAUUACUUAAAGGGGUCAUAUAUAUUUAUUUAUAAUUUUUCCCCCUCUGUGGCCAACCUACAAUGUUAAUUAAGGUUUCUUGCAGCAAAAACAGCCAUAACUUUGCUUUUUGUGGCCAUCUCACCCCCUUUAUCUUACCUUUAAAAUAAUAGUCAAUUUUUAGUACCCAUUGUUGAAAUACUGGCAAAUCCGCUCUUGAAAUUUGCCUGCAUAAGAAAUUGUAACAUUGCCAGAAAUGUUACUUGAUAUGUGUGAACAAAGACAUGAGAUUUGCGGUUUGAGCACGCUUGAGCACAAGGUUAGGAUGCUCUGAAGUAAGAUGUCUGCUGUCUAGAGUUCCAAAAGUUAGAGUAUGUUUACAUAUUAUAUCAACCUAUUUUAUUUUAUUUAUUUUUUCAUGGUAUGUCCCCUUUAAGGGCGAGCUGGAAAUAUAUUAAUAAAGCAACUUGAAUAUAGAGACUUUAAUACCUAUAAAGUGCCUUGGAUAUGACUGAGAAAAUGUUAGAAAUUCUCUUUUUUAAUUACAGUUUGUAAGGUUUGGGGAUAUCACAUUUUUGCUAUCCGUUUUAAGUACAAUAAAAAAACUUUCUGAAUACAGCUUUUCAGCAUACAUAAUAAUACAUCAUAAUCCAUACUGUAAUUUUACAACACAAAUCAUUCUGUAUAAGCAAAUUUUGUAUACAUUUUGUAUAAAAUCCAUUUUGAAUAAAUAAAAAACGUAUUUUCUG